Macadamia integrifolia is the source of this 1384-nucleotide messenger RNA. Its product is annotated as ATP synthase protein MI25-like. Bases 168 to 764 code for a protein of 198 amino acids. The transcript has a single exon. Gene Ontology annotation, molecular function: proton transmembrane transporter activity. The record is from RefSeq and is a predicted model, not a curated record. Gene Ontology annotation, biological process: proton motive force-driven ATP synthesis. Lineage: Eukaryota; Viridiplantae; Streptophyta; Magnoliopsida; Proteales; Proteaceae.
AGUUACAAAAUACGAAGUUCUGUUCUCCUUUCGUUCUCUUCUUUCUUUUGACUUUGCAGGGGCAGGGCCUUUCUCGCUGGGCGAGCGCAUCCGAUUCUAAAGUCCUUUCCUAAACUAAACCACUUCCCGUUCAGUUGCUGAAAGAUAGAUGCUUAUAAGGUUUCUAAAUGAGAUUGAGUUCCACGGAUAUGCAGGAUAGAAAGAUGCUAUUUGCUGCUAUUCCAUCUAUUUGUGCAUCAAGUUCGAAGAAGAUCUCAAUCUAUAAUGAAGAAAUGAUAGUAGCUCGUCGUUUUAUAGGCUUUAUCAUAUUCAGUCGGAAGAGUUUAGGUAAGACUUUAAAAGUGACUCUCGACGGGAGAAUCCAGGCUAUUCAGGAAGAAUCGCAGCAAUUCCCCAAUCCUAACGAAGUAGUUCCUCCGGAAUCCAAUGAACAACAACGAUUACUUAGGAUCAGCUUGCGAAUUUGUGGCACCGUAGUAGAAUCAUUACCAACGGCACGCUGUGCGCCUAAGUGCGAAAAGACAGUGCAAGCUUUGUUAUGCCGAAACCUAAAUGUUAAGUCAGCAACACUUCCAAAUGCCACUUCUUCCCGUCGCAUCCGUCUUCAGGACGAUAUAGUCACAGGUUUUCACUUCUCAGUGAGUGAAAGAUUUGUCCCCGGGUGUACGUUGAAAGCUUCUAUCGUAGAACUAAUUCGAGAGGGCUUGGUGGUCUUAAGAAUGGUUCGGGUGGGGGGUUCUCUUAAGAAUAAAGAAGACGAAUAGAAUCUAAUUCAUGUUCAUGCUAACAGAAGAGCGGAUCCAAUACCAAGACGACUUCUUUCUCAGGAAGUGCAGCAAGUACUUGAGGAAUUGGGGGAUGUCAUGCCCCACGAGUUAGUUGCCAAGUGCCCCCUAGGAGGGCAGUCUACCACAAGAUCGAGUUGGAGCCUGGAGCCAAACCCCCUGCAUUGGCUGGGUUUUGCAGAUGGCCCCAGCAAAGAAUCAACUCCAUGAGCGCCCUAGCUGAUUGUAAAUCAGGGCGCAGGAGAUGAAAUCCGGCCUUACUCGUUUAGGGCGACCCCCCCUUUACUAAACCAAAUAAGGGCGCUAGCUUUAGCUAGCGCGCCCAGCAAGCGGAGGGUGGUCGUAGAUCACAAGCAAUCCUUCCGCGCACGUUAGCACGCGCCUGAGCGCUAGCUGAUCGUAGACCAAGUGCUUGGUUGCAUGGGGCGCGUUAGCACACGCAGUAGUUUGAUUGCUGCUAGCGCGGCGCGUUAGCACACGCAGUAGUUUUCUUGCUCCAGAGCCCCUACUCGAGUAAGGCGCGCGAAGACGUUGCGCGUUAGCACGCGCAUCCGUCUUCUUGCUAGGUGGGAAUAGUUCAAGAAAGAGAAGGGGAAGAA